GUUUGCACGUGCCACAGACACAAGUCAUACUUACUUUCACCAAGUCGAGUCUCGACCAGCUAUCUAGCAACGAACCCUUCAUGGGGGCUUAUUACGACGAGAUCGAAAUUGAAGAUAUGGCAUGGGAUGAGGUAAAAGGCGUCUACCAUUACCCCUGCCCCUGCGGUGACCGCUUCGAGAUCUCUCGCAAGCAGCUCACCAACUGCGAGGAUAUCGCGACCUGUCCAAGUUGUAGUCUGAUCAUUAGAGUUGUCUAUGAUCCGCUUGAUUUUGAAGACGAAUCUCCAGAUGACGAGGGGUCUGCGUCGGAGGAAAGUGAAGAGCAUGAUGAGGAUGAUGAUGAUGAUGAUGAUGAUGAUGAUGAUGAUGAUGAUGAUGACAGCGACGCAGACCAGUUCGAGGAUGCUCUUGAGAAUCUUUCUCUGACUGAGCCACCGGCAGCAUUGGUUGCAGCAGCGGCAUGAGAGAUUAAUUUCCUCGCUCAUUCCGUCUCGCUGAUCUUGCUGGAUGAUAUUUUAUGACGCGCAAUAUUAAUGCACUACUCUGUCAACAUAAAAUCUUCUUUACGAAGCGCAU
Molecule: messenger RNA, 576 nt
Organism: Suillus clintonianus
Lineage: Eukaryota; Fungi; Basidiomycota; Agaricomycetes; Boletales; Suillaceae
Product: zf-CSL-domain-containing protein
Exons: 3
Coding region: 81-464 (127 amino acids)
Biological process (GO): protein histidyl modification to diphthamide
Molecular function (GO): metal ion binding
Source: RefSeq, a predicted model, not a curated record